Pocillopora verrucosa is the source of this 4351-nucleotide messenger RNA. NCBI's taxonomy places the organism in Eukaryota, Metazoa, Cnidaria, Anthozoa, Scleractinia, Pocilloporidae. The record is from RefSeq and is a predicted model, not a curated record.
AGCUUCUAACGAUAAGCUAAUUUUGUGAUGCCGCACGUUUCAUACUGCGCCUUCGCUUGAUACACGAGAAUCAAACCGAGAUCGAUAUCCUAUUUGAGUCAAUUCACGGGGAAUUAAAUUGUGCUCUACGGGUUUUGAGUCUCUGCCAAUCGCAAAUUUUCUCUCUGUUUUGAGACUUCACGGCCCCUGCUGAAGGAAAAUAACAGCAAACUUGUUCGGCGGUGAAGAAACAUCGGCGCUUAUCGUAUAAGUGAUUGGAGGAGUCAUCGGCAUUUGCUUGAGAAUCGUUCAGCGCGGGUCAUGGAGCGUUAACAGAAAGGUCCGAUCAAGUCUUCGAUCGCCCACUACUUCUGGAAAAAAACGUGGUUCCGUCUCUUUUGCUGCCGGAACUAAAUUUUAUCCCAUUCAAAGCCAUUCUACUCCGCUAAACUGGACGAUAUUACGGAACGUGGGCCCCUUGUCAACCAUGUCAGAAACUUGGAAAGCUCAGCGAUCUUCCUUGAAAAUCUCUCUGACCACAGAUGAUGGAGAAGAAGUGACGGAGGGAGACAGCUUUCCAAGGAAGCGUGAACGGACAAAAUAUUCUUCCCAAGGUGAAGACUCAGUUGAGAGAUCUGAUGGAGACAGACUAACACUCCCAGUUCCCACACGGAGAGGGUCCUUCCUUUAUAAAUCUGACAGCGAGUUUGAGCUAGCAUCCAAAUGUGUAACGUCAAGGCAUCACUCCUUCAGCGAAGGCUUUGCCAAGUUCAGCACUUCCCAAGAAAAUCUAACACUAACUCGAGUAGAAGAGCUAGUUACUCCUUUUGCACAGAUUCUCUCAAGUUUGCGAAAUGUCAGAAACAAUUUCAUGUCACUGACCAAUGCUAAAAAAGAAAAGAGGAGAGGGUCUGUAGGAUCACACAUUUUACGAAACAACAACUUAGCCCAAGAUGUGCUCAAUGGCUCAGGAAUGUCUUCAGGUUCUCUUCACUUACCAAGAGAUGAUGGCUAUCAAAAGUUGGCUAAUAAUACCCUGGAUGAGCUGGAUUGGGUGCUGUAUCAACUGGAAACACUUCAAACACACACGUCCGUCAGUGAAAUGGCGUCGAAUAAGUUUAAGAGAUUGUUAAAUAGAGAAUUGAAAGACUUUUCCGAAAGCAACCAGUCUGGAAACCAGGUGUCGGCCUGGGUCUAUAACACAUUUACAGAUAAGCAGUUAGAAGUGGAUGCCCUGCCUGGUACAAAAUCAAAAAGAGAAGGGAUUCGAGCAAGGUCGCGUUCCAUGGUAAACGGCGUUCGAAAACUUACAAGACUACACAGCUUUAGUGGCUCUGUACCCAGAUUUGGAGUGGAGGUGGCCAAUGAGGGCGAAUUAGCGAAGGUCUUAGAAGAAAUCAACAAAUGGACAUUUGAUGUGUUCAAAUUACAUGACCUAACACAGGGGCAUCCUUUGCUUGCUGUUACGUACACAAUCCUGCAGGCCAGAGAUUUAUUAAAAAUAUUCAAGAUAAAACCCACUACGUUUAUUAACUAUAUGUCGUCAGUCGAGAAUCAUUAUUUAAAAGAUGUCCCCUUCCAUAACUGCACUCAUGCAGCGGAUGUCACACAAACGUCACACACUCUCCUAUCAGCUCAAGCAUUCGAAUCCGUCUUUACCGAUCUUGAAGUCCUCGCUGCCAUCUUAGCCAGUGCUGUCCAUGAUGUCGACCACCCAGGAGUCAAUAAUCAUUUCUUAGUGGCAACAAAUUCUGAAAUGGCACUGAUGUAUAAUGACGAAUCUGUUCUUGAAAAUCACCACUUGGCCGUGGCAUUUCAACUUUUACAACACGAAGACUGUGAUAUCUUUGAAAAUCUUACGAAAAAAGAAAGACAAACAGUUCGGAGAACAAUUAUCGAAAUGGUACUCGCGACUGAUAACGCGAAGCACAUGAGUCUACUAGCCUCUCUAAAGACCAUGGUCGAAAGCAAGAAGGUGGCUGGCAGCGGAGUACUGUGUUUAGACAACGCCACUGACAGAAUGCAGGUUCUCAAGUGCUUGGUGCAUUGUGCCGAUCUUAGCAAUCCCGCAAAGCCUCUUCCAAUGUACAGAAAGUGGGUCGACAGAGUAAUGGAAGAAUUCUUCAGACAGGGUGACAGGGAGCGAGACAUCGAGGGAAUGGAAAUCAGUCCAAUGAUGGACAGACAUAAUGCUUCUAUAGAGAAAUCGCAGGUGGUGUUUAUCGACUUUGUCAUCCAACCGCUAUGGGAGACCUGGGGCGACUUGGUACAUCCUGAUGCCAUUGAGAUCUUAGAGCGCAUUGAGGACAAUAGAUACUGGUACAACGCCCAGGUCCCCAAGCACGAACAGGAGAGGAAGCCCGGAGAGCAUAGUUCAUCUGGUAGAGAGAAGCGAGUCAGUUGGCAGGGCACAAGGAAAGAAGCUAUUGACCAAUCAGAACCUGAAACGUCCGAUGAUGACUGCGAGAAAAGAUUGCAGAGGCUAAGAGAAGUGGUAGCUGGAAAAACUCCUGACCUGACUAAAUAUGUGAGUAGCAGCCGUAGUUGUGAAGCGGAUGAUGAAUUUGACGAUGACGAAGAGAAAGGCGAAGGAAAAGAUACAGACCAGGUGGAUGAAGAGAGAGAAGACGAAGACGAGGAACACGAAGAACACGAAGAACAAGAUAGCCAAAAAGAAGGAGAUUAGAACUAGGAGCAAAGGAAUUACAAGGAAAUUUUCCAUUUGGAAGAAGCGGACGAUGGUUUCUUUCGAAUUUGAGGUGUGGAUUUUGUCCCAGGAAGUUUGGAAGGAAGAAAGCUAUUAAUCGGUAAACUAAGGGUUAUUGAAGACUUAUUGAUUUUGUGUCGCGAGAUUCCAAGGUGCUCACACCAGACUUUUAGAAGUGUCCUUUAUUUGUCCCGAGAAAUGGUUGGAUGAUGUUCUGUUUUACCCGCCGUGUAAAACUUUUACGUAAACGCAUGAAUAGUGGCCGAUAAGUAGAAUCCUCGCUGUGGUACGCCUGCAAGCACUAAUUGAAUAAUAUUUCAUUUUCACGUCGACUUGAAUUUUUCUGACCCUUAUCCAGUGUCUUUGGCAACGCAAUGUAAUGAAUCUGAACUGCGAUACAAGACUGCAAUCAUCGAAGGAAAAUUUAUCUCUGUGGACGGUUUUGGACUGCUUCGUGUGGUGUGUAAUCGAUAGGAGAGUGUGAAGUUGACGAUAUUUCCAAAGUACCUGUACCAAGCCAGAAUCGAACUUCAGAUCCAAGAAGCAUAAGAAUCGUACUUUUUGUACAACUUUGUUGAAACACAAUUGCAAGAGUACUAAGUCUAUUGACAAGAGUUCAAUUGUCAAAUUAUGGAAUACUUAGCAUAAACUACAACUUUCUUGGGCGUCAAACCUCAAUCCAGAAGGAGGGCUUGUAACAGGCUUUGAUAAGCGUGACUAAUGGUUUGAUCGCUGUUUAUGGUUGACUGCCAAAUACUUCUGUUCUUUUGAACUUUCAAGUACUUAUGUUAUAAUAUUACACUGCUCAUCUAAGAAAUAAUUUCUCAAAAAGGAAUUGACAACUUCAGAGAUCGACGAGAAGUUUGUCUCAGUGAUACGGCAGUCUCCAAUCUACCCCAGUUCGUUGAAGAAGCCUAUUUUAAAGAUGUGGUCGAGGAGUACGUGCAAAAAAUUAAAAAGAAAAGGUUUUGGAGGAAAACGCUGACAAGCUUACUGAUAAAUCCCCUGUGUUUUGCUCGUUGCGCAGGCCUUGAAAGCCCACGGCUUAAAUGUUAACUUAUAUAUUGUAUUUAUUUUAUUUGUACAUAGGAAGAGAACAUUAUUGUUAAUAUUGACUUUGUAUUUAACCCUUGUGCGGACGGACCUGAGGAGUGUAAUUAGAUCCAAAGAGGCGGAAAUAUCUUAACGGGAAGAAUUCCGAUGUGAAUUGUAUUAUAGUGCUGUAAAAAUUGUAAAUAGCUAUUUCGCGCCGAUUAUACCUGCAGGGAAAACGAAUGAUCAAAAUAGCUAAUUAAUUAGUGAAAAACGUCUUUAACCCUUUCACUUCCAAGAUCAAAGAUCUAUAGACGAAUUCUCUCAACUGAUGGCCAAGGAUUUCUCCAUCGACCGUUUCUGAGAAUUUGGUGUGGUAUCGCGGCUGUAUUUGUCCAGUUGAUAAUUUUGUUAAUUUCCAUUACCCCUCUGCUUGAUAAUGUAUAAUAAUUGCAAUAAGAUUUUCUUUGUGAUCAUUUGUGGUAGUGAAAGGGUUAAAAUUACGAUGAGUUGCGGACUUCGACUGCAUCAACAAUGGUGGAAAGUUAUCGGAGAAACUAAAUAGGAUCCUAAAAUGCAAGUGCCAAGUUCGUAAUAAAAAGAAAAUUUAAGCGCAUCUUGCGUUUAUAAUGU